Molecule: messenger RNA, 2012 nt
Organism: Branchiostoma belcheri (Belcher's lancelet)
Lineage: Eukaryota; Metazoa; Chordata; Leptocardii; Amphioxiformes; Branchiostomatidae
Product: geranylgeranyl transferase type-1 subunit beta-like
Exons: 9
Coding region: 93-1112 (339 amino acids)
Biological process (GO): protein geranylgeranylation
Cellular component (GO): CAAX-protein geranylgeranyltransferase complex
Molecular function (GO): CAAX-protein geranylgeranyltransferase activity
Source: RefSeq, a predicted model, not a curated record
ACUGUCAUCAAAGCCAAGAUGGCCGCCAUGGUUAGUAAUUCUGGAUCUCAGAACGAAUUUGUAAAAGAAAAACAUGUCAAAUUCUUCCAGCGAUGUCUACAAGUUCUCCCUUCAAGGUAUUGCUCUCUGGAUACGACAAGGUUGACGGUGGCUUUUUUGCCCUAUCUGGUCUGGACCUUCUUGGAGCCUUGGACACUGUUAAUAAACAAGAGAUCAUAGACUGGAUCUACUCACUACAAGUGCUGCCUGACAAAGACGAUGAAGACAAAAAUCUGUUCAGAUGUGGUUUUCGUGGCUCUUCAACAAUAGGAGUACCAUACAACCCAUCAAAGGAAGAAGUAUCAGCAUAUCCCUACGACAGUGGCCACAUAGCGAUGACGUACACAGGUCUGUGCUCCUUGCUGUUGCUUGGAGACGAUCUGUCCAGAGUGAACAGGAGAACUUGUGUCAAAGGGCUGCAGUCACUACAGCUGGCAGAUGGAAGUUUCUACCCUUCCGUAGAGGGAGGUGAGAAUGACAUGAGGUUUGUGUACUGUGCCUGCUGUGUCAGCUACAUCCUGGACGACUGGAGUGGUAUGGAUGUGGACAAGGCGGUCAGCUACAUCAAAAACAGCAUGGGUUAUGAUUUUGGGUUGGCUCAGGGACCUGGACUUGAAACUCAUGGUGGCUCCACGUUCUGUGCGGUGGCGUCCCUGUGCCUUAUGAACAGAGUCCAGGAGACCUUCUCCGACAGACAGCUGGACGGGCUGAAGAGGUGGUGUCUGUUCCGCCAGCAGUCAGGCUUUCAGGGACGACCCAACAAACCCACCGACACAUGCUACUCCUUCUGGGUGGGGGGGACACUAAAGCUGCUGGACUGUUACUCCCUGAUUGACCCCACGGCCAACAAGGACUUCAUCCUGUCCACUCAGGACACAGUGGUGGGGGGGUUCGCCAAGUGGCCGGACAGCCACCCUGAUGCUCUACACUCAUACUUUGGUGUGGCCGGCUUGUCCUUACUCGGGGAAGAGGGUCUCCAACCGAUGUUUCCUGCCUUGAACAUCAGCCAAGCUGCUGCGGACAACCUCCGGUCCAUUCACAAGAACUGGCACGGACAAGAAGUGGACAGCUGACAACAUCUGACCAAUAGAUAGAAGUAUCCAAGAUUAUUUCUGACUUGGAGAAUAACAAAGGAUUGCUCCAAGUCAAUAAUUUCUGGAGUGUUAAAAAAAUGAUGUGCAUUGAAUAAUUCCAAGCAGAUAUUGGCAAGGAAAGUUUUUGGCUUCCCUGUUUUUCGGUUAAAAUCUUGGCAUAUGAUGAACAGGAAAACAGAAAAACAAAAACAACAACAUCAUUCUAACUUGGAGAUUUCAUUUAACUGGACGGCAGAUACAUAUUUAAUGACUGUAAAUAAUAUGAGCUAUAUGUAGAUAGAACUAUGAAAUUCCAGAGCUAAGAGUACUAAAGCCACAUUGUUGCAACAAAUUCACCACACACAUCAGGAAAUAUCUUUAUGAUUUUGAACUAACAUAAAAAAAAUGGCACUGUAUCUCAUGAAUAAAAAGGAUACCAAAUGCCAGGUCUGUGUCUUUAAUAGAACAGUCAUGCUAUGUAUAUUUUUUUAUCUAUUUUUAUUUCACAUUUAAUAAGUAAAACAAUUAAGGGUAUUCAUUGAACAAGAAAUUAACUUUGUCUGGCUCUAUAGUAUCAUUGUUUAUAAUCUGUAAGUUUAUUAGUUAGUGUACAUGUAUGUCAUUGUUAGAGUCAUGGAAGCAGUUGUCUAAUAGAGAAUGUAGUAAAGCAUAAUGCAAAAUUAGUGUUGUAUUUCAAAACAGUAUUACAUAUCUACUUUUCAUAAGAUUAACUUGCAACUUCAUGUUAUGAUUGGUUUGCAUAUCCAUGUUAUGUAAGGCCAAUCUUGCUCUUAUAGAUACGUUGCAUACUGGCACCAUGAUUGAAACAAAAAUGUUCAUUUUGAAGAUUUUAAUUUGCCUGACAAUAAAGAAUAUGAUCAUUCUAGUGCUGGUACUGUA